AUGAUGCUAUACAAAUUGGUCAUUCUUGGAGAUAGAAGCGUUGGAAAGACAUAUGACCCAUUUACAGAAGAAUCGUAUCGAAAACAAGUGAUCAUUGACGAUAAUCCUUGUGUUUUAGAAAUAUUGGAUGCUGGAGCAGAAGAUAUAUUUCUAUAUUAUCAAUGGAUCAGGGAUGGUGAAGGCUUCCUAAUCAUGUAUUCCAUAUCCUCAAGAUCAACAUUUGAACGAGUAGAACAAUUUCACGAUCAAAUUAUACGUGUAAAAGAAAAUGAACCUGUUCCAAUUAUGCUUGUUGGUAACAAAUGUGACAAAAUAACUGAACGUGAAGUUUCAAGAGAAGAAGGGAUGGAUAUGGCAAGAAAACUCAGGUGCGAUUUUAUUGAAAGUUCCGCAAAAACAGCUGUGAAUGUGGAAAGGGCAUUUUAUGGUGUGGUUAAAAUGAUAAGACAGAAUAGAGAAGGAGGUAAAGAUUCUAGAAGAAAUAGAAAGAAAGUGAGGUGUGUAAUAUUAUGA
Molecule: messenger RNA, 513 nt
Organism: Dentiscutata erythropus
Lineage: Eukaryota; Fungi; Glomeromycota; Glomeromycetes; Diversisporales; Gigasporaceae
Source: the annotation of a GenBank genome assembly